AAAAGCCCUAAUUUCCUUAAUUCUUCCAAAUUCCCAAAUUGCUCGUUCUCAUCGUUCCAAUAAAUCAUCACUGAAUUGCAUUCUCAUAAUCAUCAUAUCAUCGUUGCUGUGGAUUUCAAGUCGAAGGGCAGUUUGAUGGAUUCAAAAAUCACUAAGAGCGCGUCUGCUUCGAAAGAUCCAUUCUUUUGCUUGAAAUGGCCAUGGGAUUCAAACAAUCAACCCAAAUCAUCAAGCCCCUGCGACUUUCAAGGACCGUGGCUCUUCAGAUCUAUGCAAAGUAUUGGCUCUAUUGCUCUCAGCUCCUUGACUUCACUUGGCCAAAAUCCAAACUUUAGACCAAAGAAGAAGGCUUUAAGCAGUAGUGAGCAAGGAGAAGCAGAGCAGAGGGCUUUUGCAGCUGCUUUAGCUAGCCAGAAAGAAGCCACAGUACUUGAAUUUUACUCACCUAAAUGCAGACUCUGCAAUUCGUUGCUCAACUUUGUUUUAGAGGUAGAGAAGAGAAACUCAAAUUGGCUCAGCAUUACAAUGGCAGACGCAGAGAAUGAGAAUUGGUUUCCUGAGCUUCUCCACUAUGAUGUAAAGUAUGUUCCUUGCUUUGUUUUGCUGGACAAAAAUGGACAAGCUUUGGCCAAGACAGGAGUUCCAAGUAGUCGUGCUCAUGUCAUUGCCGGUAUCUCUCAUCUUCUCAAGAUGAAGCGUCCACCGUCGGAUUAGUUGGUUGAUUCCACAUUUGGUGCCAACAAGUGUUUUUUAAAUCCCCAAGUUAUCGAAAAAGUCGUGGUUUGUUUGUUUUGGUACUUUAAUCGGAAUCAGAAUCAUGGUUCUAGAAUGUGCAAAAAUGAUUAAGGCAGAAAGAGGUUACUUUUUAGAAUGCCGUGGAGGAUUAUGGUAAUAUCCAAGCUGAUAUUGCGGAUGAUGCAGAAUGCUAUCAAACUUCCUGAAGGGAUCACACUCAAGGAGCUCAAUAUCACUAAGCUCACAGCACAGUUUGUUUUUGUUUUUGGGUCGAGUUUUCAGAAGGAUUUGAUGAAGAGUGUGUUUAUGGUUCUCAGUUUCAGUUUAUGAAGAAGUUCACUGAUAAUAGAUUCGAUUUUUUCUCUGAUGUAGCCUCUCACCACUGUGAAGAACCCACCACCACAGUUUGACGAGUCAGCACUUAUUCCAGAAGACCAAUUUAUUGCUCAACAUCCGGGGUCUUCUACGAUCAAGGUUUCUGUUCCAAACGUAGAUGAUGGGCAAGUCAUUGAGAUCACAGUGCAGUCUUUAUCCGAAAAUGUGGCAAGUUU
Capsella rubella is the source of this 1286-nucleotide messenger RNA. Its product is annotated as thiol:disulfide interchange protein TxlA homolog. Gene Ontology annotation, biological process: cell redox homeostasis. The record is from RefSeq and is a predicted model, not a curated record. NCBI's taxonomy places the organism in Eukaryota, Viridiplantae, Streptophyta, Magnoliopsida, Brassicales, Brassicaceae. The transcript is spliced from 3 exons. Bases 136 to 714 code for a protein of 192 amino acids.